AUGCUGCUUCCUCGGUGCCUUAAGAAGAAACUCCAUUUUAAAGCAAUAAUAAAGGUUCCAUUAGUCCUGAGACUUUCUGUCGCCAUUUCUCCCAGUGGGAUCCGGAGACGGCUGCCAACAUCUUGGCCCGUUUCAAAUCUGGUGCAACUGUGCUCUGUAAAGGCGAGAAAUUGGCAUAUAGGAAAAGCUUUGAAGGAAAACAUGGUGGAGGUGGAACUGUUGAACAGAAAGUCAGUUUGUAAAAAAAAUUGGAAAUCGAAUAAAAAAUCAUAUUGGGGGGGAAGGAGGGGAAAUUGCUCUGGCCGUUCCUAUGACAGCAAGGCAGAUGGGGGGCUCUUUGCCCCAUAG
Podarcis lilfordi (Lilford's wall lizard) is the source of this 348-nucleotide messenger RNA. The record is from the annotation of a GenBank genome assembly. NCBI's taxonomy places the organism in Eukaryota, Metazoa, Chordata, Lepidosauria, Squamata, Lacertidae.